CAUAUGCCUUUCCAUUCCCCACCUUUUCUUGACGUCAAUCUUCAUCUUUUCUAACCCUCUUCUUUCUCUCUUUCAUUUUCUAGCACUUUCAGAUCCAUUUUGAUUUCUGCUCAAAUCAUGAUGAAAUCAGGCUUAGCCACGAUCCACCAAACUCUAACGCUAGAACCGUCGGUCAUUCUCAACCGUUCCAUUACAGAGGCAUCUCGCCGGAAUCACGCUCAAACAACACCCUUGCACGUUGCGGCAACCUUAUUAUCGUCUCCGACCGGAUUCCUACGGCAAGCAUGUCUAACCUCACACCCAAAUUCAUCCCAUCCUCUUCAAUGUCGAGCACUCGAUCUCUGCUUUAGAGUUGCCUUAGAACGCCUCCCAUCCGCACCUCAUAAACUGGCCGAGCCGCCGCUUUCCAACGCACUAACCGCCGCUUUGAAAAGGGCUCAAGCCCAUCAGCGCCGUGGCUGCCCGGAAAAUCAGCAACAGGCGCCACUUUUAGCCGUUAAAGUCGAACUAGAACAGCUAAUCAUCUCGAUUCUCGACGAUCCAUCUGUAAGUAAGGUCAUGCGAGAAGCUAGUUUCUCGAGUCCUGCAGUUAAAUCUGCAAUCGAACGAUCGAUGAUGAUGGUCAAUUCUUCUUCUCCUGUUGGAAAUAGAUUUCUACCGCCGCCGGCGCCACCGUCCCCAAUUGCGAAUCUGUAUUUGAGUCCGCGGCUGAAACAGGGAAGUUCCGGCGAGCAAAGGAGCGACGAGGCGGCGAAAAGGGUGAUUGAGAUAAUGAUGAGAAGGAAGAAGAGGAAUCCGAUUUUAGUCGGCGAUGAGGAACCGGCGGCCAUUUUAAAGGAGGUGGUGAGGAGAAUAGAGAAAGAAGGGUUACUGAAAAAUGCAGAGGUGAUUCCAUUUCCAUUAGAGAAACAGUUUGCUCCGGAGAAGAAUCAAAUACCCAUUAAGAUUAAGGAAUUGGCUGCUUACCUAAUCGAAUCAUCGCGGAUUAGAACUUCAAACAAUCGCGGAAUCGUCCUUGAUCUUGGCGAUCUGAGAUGGCUAGUGGAGGAGACGGUAUCGGAAAACGGCAGAACGGCUGUUGCAGAGAUGAGAAAACUGAUAUCAUCAAUCGGAGAAGAAGACGGUUUGUGGUUGAUCGGAACGGCUAAUUGUGAGACAUACUUGAGAUGUCAAGUUUAUCAUGCUUCAUUAGAGAGAGAUUGGGAUGUGCAGGCAGUUCCUAUAGCAGCAUCAAAAUUAUCUUCGCGUCUUCUUCAAGGAAUCAUUCCUUCUUCUAGGGUUGGGAUGUACGGAAACCAUAACCCUAAUUAUAUUAAUCCUUUGAAACGAUCAACAAUGGCACUUCCAGCACUUGUCCCUGAUAAAGAAGUUGCCGUCAAAUGUUGUCCGAUGUGCUUUAAGAAUUACGAGUUGGAUCUUAAGGAGAAGCGAAACUCCUCGUCGGCGUCGGAGGUUGCCAAACAACCACCGCCGUUGCCACGGUGGUUGCAGAAUGCUAAAGCUCACACUCUAAAAGAUCAUUUCAAGGAGAAAAAUGAAGAUGAUCAAAUUUUCAUGCAAAAAUUGGAGGAGCAACUCCAAAUGAAAUGGAGUGAUAAAUGUUCCCUUGUUCACCCUAAUUUUCAUCAUAAUCUCAUGGCUCCAAAAUCACCCAAGUAUCAACCAAAACUACAAACAACAACUAUUCUCGGCCAACCUACAUUGCAGCUAAGUGUGAAUCUCAGCCCUCCGGCUAGCCCUGUCAAGACUGAUCUUGUCCUCGGGACUGAAAAAACCAGCAUGGAUUGCAUCAAUGAUUGUAUUUCCUCCGAAUUACUAACCCAGAAGUCUUUCGCUAAAAGAGAAGAUCUCGACUUGUUCAAGAAGCUGCUGAAAAGUCUGUUGGAGACAUCAUGGUGGCAAAAACAAGCAGCUUCUGAAUUAGCUACAACAGUGACUCAAUCACGAUCUCGUAAUGGAAAACGUCGAGAUGGUGCGACCAAAGGUGAUCUCUGGCUGUUAUUUGCUGGUCCAGACAGGAUUAGUAAGAAGAGGAUGGCGUAUGUUGUUGCUGAACAAAUAUGUGAAUCUAAGCCAAUAGUUGUUUGCCUUGGAGUUGGAUCAUCAAGACUCUAUAACGAAGAAGAAGAAGAGGAGGAGAAAACUGAAGUUAGAUUGCGUGGGAAAACGGCAUUAGAUAGGAUUGUAGAAGCGGUUAGGAAGAAUCCGAAUUCUGUUAUUGUGCUUGAAGACAUUGACGAAGCUGAUAUGCUAGUCCGUGGGAGUAUCAAGUUGGCAAUGGAGAGAGGUCGUCUUACUGAUUCUCAUGGUCGUGAAAUAAGUCUUGGAAAUAUUAUAUUCAUCCUUACUGCAAAACCUCCAGACGAAUUGAUCAGAAACGUUGAGUAUCCCGUCGAGAGCAAGUAUGGAAUGAAAUGCAAUUGGCAGCUACAACUUUCUAUAAAAGAUAGAUGUAAUAAGAGAAGAGCAAACUGGUUGGAUGAUGAUGAUGAAGAAGAUGAUGACAGGGCCAAAAUGCCAAGGACAAUAGGUCGUCAUGGCUUAUCAUUAGACCUAAAUCUGCUGGCCGAUGCCGAUGCCGCCGAAGAGGACGUUGUUACUGAAUGCGAAGAAGAAGAAGGUAUUGAGAAGAGAAAAUUUAGCAUGACGACAGUGCCGCACGAGCUAACUAUCCAUUUGGAUGGUAUGAUCGUGUUUAAGCCGGUCGAUUUUGGAGUUAUUCGCCGGGAGAUUGAGAGCAGGAUAAAGGACUGUUUCGCCGGUGCCGUUGGGAAGGAACAUACGAUUGAAUUGGAAGGUGCGGCUAUUGAGAAACUCGUCGGCGAGUCCUGGCUUGGGAGAAUCAGGUUUAUUGACUGGAUGGAGAAGUUGUUGUUUCCAAGCUUUGAGCAGAUUAGGUCUCGCUUUUCCGACGAAAGAACGACGGUUGUUCGUCUUCAGCUUGAUGGCGAUUGCGGUUCGGAUCAACAAGGACAAGUGAGAUUAAUGGCGUUAGAUGAUGACGAUGAUGAUGUUUGAGUCAUUCCUCCUUUGAGGAACGAGAGGAUAUAGUUAGGUAUUUCCUCAUUUUGCAGAGGGCAUAGAUGUAAAUAGGAUCUACAUGUACUUAGAACCGCCUUAGAAAAGACCGCUUUGAACCGAUUUUCUCAUCUCCCAUCACUCAUGUCGUUUUGUUUAUUCAUUCAUUUUAAUGUU
Messenger RNA from Impatiens glandulifera, 3195 nucleotides. RefSeq names its product protein SMAX1-LIKE 2-like. The transcript is spliced from 3 exons. The record is from RefSeq and is a predicted model, not a curated record. Gene Ontology annotation, molecular function: ATP hydrolysis activity; ATP binding. Lineage: Eukaryota; Viridiplantae; Streptophyta; Magnoliopsida; Ericales; Balsaminaceae. The coding region runs from base 118 to 3018 and encodes 966 amino acids.